This is a messenger RNA of Penicillium maclennaniae, 951 nucleotides long. Its product is annotated as alpha/beta hydrolase. Bases 1 to 951 code for a protein of 316 amino acids. Gene Ontology annotation, molecular function: hydrolase activity. NCBI's taxonomy places the organism in Eukaryota, Fungi, Ascomycota, Eurotiomycetes, Eurotiales, Aspergillaceae. The transcript is spliced from 2 exons. The record is from RefSeq and is a predicted model, not a curated record.
AUGAGCUCACCAUUUGCAUCUUCUUGGCGCAAGUUCAUUGAAGAAUUUGGGGAAUCUCCAGCCCUUGGAGGCUCGCUAGCCGAUAUUCAGAGAGGGUGGGAUAACUUGCUGCAGAAGAUGGUAGACAAGUAUGAGUUUCCCGAGCCGGACACGUCGGUGAAGACCAAAGACAUCACUCUACAAAACUCCGGUCUCAGGAUUUACACGCCUCCUGAUGCAACCAAGAGUCAGACAGUGGGAAUUUACUUCCACGGUGGGGGGUGGGCUUUGGGGAGUGUUGAGCAGGAAGAUGCCAUUUGUCGACUAAUCAGCAAGCAUCACAAAAUGACCGUGGUUAGUGUUGAAUAUCGGCUGGCGCCCAAGCAUAGAUAUCCAGCUGCUCUUGAUGACUGCGUUGACGCCGUGACCUGGUCCUUGUGCAAUUUGCCGGCGCAGUCCGUGGUCCUGAUCGGAGCGUCCGCCGGGGGGAAUCUCACCUUUGGCACCGCGCUAAGGUUAAUUGACCAGGGCAACGGCGAGCGCGUGAAGGGAAUAGUAGCGCUUGUCCCCGUCACCAUCCACCCGGAUGCCAUUCCCGCAGAGAUGAAGGCGGCAUAUACCUCGUAUGAGACCAAUGCUAACGUCACCGUGAACACCCAGUCUGCGAUGAAGACAUUCUUCGACACUUACGGUGCCCCGGUGGACGAUAAAUACACUUCUUGCCUUCUACAUCCGAAGCUCAACAAUCUUCGGAAAGCGUAUAUUGCUGAAUGCGGCGUAGACACCUUGCGAGACGAUGGAAGAUUAAUGAGGGAAGCAUUGGAGAAAGCCGGCGUUCCUGUUACUUAUGACGCCUACCCGGGAUAUCCCCAUUAUUCUUGGACCUUUCCCUCGAAACACCUCGAUCAACACCGUGAUGAGUUUCUUCUGAACGUCUUACACGGUAUCGAGUGGGUAAAUGGCCCAUUAUAG